Gekko japonicus is the source of this 3513-nucleotide messenger RNA. Its product is annotated as zinc finger protein 420-like. Gene Ontology annotation, molecular function: DNA-binding transcription factor activity, RNA polymerase II-specific; RNA polymerase II cis-regulatory region sequence-specific DNA binding. Gene Ontology annotation, biological process: regulation of transcription by RNA polymerase II. The annotation marks the transcript as partial. NCBI's taxonomy places the organism in Eukaryota, Metazoa, Chordata, Lepidosauria, Squamata, Gekkonidae. The record is from RefSeq and is a predicted model, not a curated record. The transcript has 12 exons.
AUGGGGGAAUUCCUUCAGAGGAGAGUGGGAGAUCUGAUCCCUCAGCAGGCGAGGGAUGGUUCCCUUUCCCUCACCCAGUGGGAAAACCAGUGGCGGGGGUUCCUUAGGACAUUGGAGCCUCCUCAGUCUCGAUGGGGGAUCCCUCCCUUGCCAGAGAAAUCUUCACCCUGGCAUGACACCAAGGCCUUUCUGGCCUCCUUUGAGCAAGUGGCCGAAGCCUGUCAGUGGUCUGAGGAAGAGCGAGUGAACCGUCUCCUCCCAGCCCUCAGUGGAGAAGCUGAGGAGGCCUAUAUCAGCCUGGAUAUCGGAGACAGAGAGGAUUAUGGGAAGGUGAAAGCAUCCAUUCUGCGAAGGGACGCGAUGAGCAGAGAGAAGCAGCGUGAAGAGUUCAGGCGUUUCUGCUACCAGGAGGCCGAGGGCCCGAGGGGGGCUUACAUCCGACUGUGGGAAAUGUGCCGCGGGUGGCUGAGAGUGGAGAAUCACAGCAAGGAGCAGAUCCUGGAGCUCUUGGUCCUGGAGCAGUUGCUGAGCAUCCUCCCUCCGGAGAUCCGGAGCCAAGUGAGGGAGAGCGGCCCCGACAGCUGCUCCCAGGCGGUGGCCCUGGCUGAGGAGUGCCUCUUAAGACAGCAAGAGGUCGAGGAGCAGGCACCCUUAGAGGAAGCGGCUGGGAGUGUUUCUGAGGGAGGCCAGGAUCCCUCUGAAGGGGAGUGGAGGCGGCUGUUGGUGGACAUCAAGGAAGAGGAGGACUCAGAGGACAGCCUGCUGGUCUGUGAGGUGCCCGAGAAUGAAAAGGACGGAGGAUUCCAGGCAUUAUUGUCAGAACCAUGCAGGAGCGAAGACUUGAAAGGAAGCUUCAGGAAUGGUGAUGGACCAGCGAGGCAGGGUGGAAACAGCAUCCUGCAGAGAAGGGAUAAAUCCAUUCCGUGCCGAGGAGGGGACUUCCAGGAAAUCCCACUUCAGCAGGAAAGGCCAGCCCAAAAGAGGAAGGAAAAGGACCUCCCUGCUCACCUGAGAAUCCACCAAGGGGAAACUCAGAAUGAAAGCGUGGAGCUCCAAAAGAGCUUUGGUCAGAAUGUGAACCUGAUUUCCCGUCAACAGACUCACUCGGUAGAGAAACUGUAUAAUUUCUCGGAGUGCGGAGAGAGUUUUGGUUGGAGAGCGACCCUUACUGCGCAUCAAAGAGUUGACGAAGGGGAAGAGCCAGAUGAGCUUCCAGAGUAUGAGAACAGCUACAGUUGGGGGGCCCAUGCAGGAGGGGAACCAGAUGAGGGCUCCGAGGUUGGAAACUCCAGUGGAUGCUUCAGCUUUGCCGUGCCUCAGCGAAUGCACCCGGCGGAGAGACGGUAUAAAUGCCCAGAGUGUGGACAGAGGUUUCGGCGGGCCGCACACGUUCAGCAGCAUCGGAUAAUCCACACGGGGGAGAAACCGUAUGAGUGCUCCGAGUGUGGGAAGAAGUUUACUCGGCUGCCGUACCUGCAACAGCAUCAAAGAAUCCACACGGGGGAGAGACCGUACGAGUGCUCUGACUGUGGGAAGAGCUUCAGUCGCCGCCGAAGCCUCACUGUGCAUCAGAGAAUCCACACAGGGCAGAGGCCUUUCGAGUGCCCCGAGUGUGGAAAGCGAUUCGGUUUCAGUUCCCACCUUCAGCAACAUUUGAGAAUCCACACUGGAGAGACUCCGUACCAGUGCUCAGAGUGCGGGAAGGCCUUCCGCCACCGCAUAAGCCUCACCGUGCAUCAAAGAGCGCAUAAAGGAGAGAGGCCUUUUAAAUGUUCAGAGUGCGGAAAGAGGUUCAGUCGGACAUCCUACCUGCAGAAGCAUCGAAGAAUCCACAAUGGGGAGAAACCUUACGAGUGUUCAGACUGUGGAAAGAGGUUUGGUAUCAGGUCCUACCUUCAGCGGCAUCGAAGGAUCCACACGAGGGAGAGACCAUAUCAAUGUUUGGAGUGCGGAAAGAGUUUUAUUCAGCCGUCACACCUUCAUGAACAUGAAACAACCCACAUGCCCCAAACCACAUAUCUGCAACGGAGGAUCCUGGAGAGGGGCCGUCACAAGGGCAACACUUCUGACUGUAUUGCAGCAAUAGAAGAACAGGCGGCCCCAGAGGACCCAGGGGAGACAAACGCAUUGGUUGAAGCCAUACAUGAGUUUCCCGCACCAGAGGACCAAGGGGAGACCUUGUCAGUGGGUGCAGGUGCUGCAGAUGAGGAACUGCCACAGGAGGCCUCCCGAUUGUACCCUCUGCAAAUUGCGUCACCCGCCGAGACAUCCAUGGGUAUGAUCGGCAAAAUGAUGUGUGUGUUUGUCAUUGGAACAUUCCCUCCCCCUGGGGGAAGAGAGAUGAUGGCGGUGAAGACAGUUCAGGCGCCGCCGUUCUCCUUCGAAGAGGUGGCCGUGUACUUCACGGAAGAGGAGUGGGCACUCCUUGACGCUGAGCAGAGAGACCUGUACUGGGAUGUUAUGCAGGAGAAUUACGAAAAUGUGGCUUCCCUAGGGAUCACGGGGAAUAAUACUUGUCUGGAUUCUCCCUCUAUCCCAGCAAGCGAGGUCAUAGUGAGGGAGAUCAAGGAAGAGAGCCCCGAACAGGAAAUCCCCAAACAAACUGAGCCCCAAUGGACUUUACUGGGAUCGCUCUCAGGGAACGCCGGCUUGAACCCUGAGACCUACGAGACCCGGUGCGGAUUGCAGAGGCAGUGGGACGUGCCGCAGGGGAACACAUGGCGAGAACCCUCCCGCCACUUGAGGGCGGCAAACUCCAAGAGGAGCAUGUUCCACGUGGGGCGAAAGAAGCUGAUGUGCCCGGAGUGUGACCGGUGGUUCCACUGCAAAUCUGAGUUUUUGCUGCACUGGAGGACUCACACGGGGGAGAAGCCCUACGAAUGCCUCGCUUGCGGGAAGAGGUUCAUCCAGAGCUCCCACCUGAGUGCCCACCGGCGCAUCCACACGGGGGAGAAACCCUAUGAGUGCCCCAAGUGUGGGCGGAGCUUCAACCGCCGCUCCACCCUAACCGAGCACCUGCGGAUCCAUACAGGCGAGAAGCCCUACAAAUGCCUUGAGUGCGGGGAGAGCUUCCGAUGGAGGCCUUACCUGACCAAGCACCAGAGGGUCCACAUGGGGAAUGCUCCUUUCGAAUGCCUGGCCUGCGGGAAGCGCUUUUUCCAGAGCACACACCUCAACGCCCACCUGCGCAUCCACACGGGGGAGAAGCCCUACGAGUGCCCCAAGUGUGGGCGGAGCUUCAACCGCCGCUCCACCCUGACCGAGCACCUGAGGAUUCACACGGGGGAAAAGCCGUACAAGUGCCUGCAGUGCGGGGAGAGCUUCCGAUGGAGGCCAUACCUGACCAAGCACCAGAGGGUCCAUGUGGGGGACAAUGCCUACAAGUACUUUGACAAUGGGGAGAGUCUCUACGACAGCUCUGUUUUCCCUGACCCUCCAGAAGGAAUCCACCCAGAAUAUCUGGUUUCCACACCUGACAUGCUGUCCCAUAUAGGACCUCAGGGAGAGCCAUGG